Molecule: messenger RNA, 4302 nt
Organism: Brassicogethes aeneus
Lineage: Eukaryota; Metazoa; Arthropoda; Insecta; Coleoptera; Nitidulidae
Source: the annotation of a GenBank genome assembly
AUUGGCAACACUGGCACCUUUAUACUUCUUGUUAUAUGACAUAACCUCAAUGUAGUGUUUUGUUUAACAAAUUUGCACAAUUUGUUUUGUUAUCGGACAGAAACUUGUCUCUGGAUGUUAUUAUGGAGGAAAAAGUAAUAAAAUUAAUACACUUUCAAGGUAUUUGUUGUGUUUUGGGGUGUAAAAUUCAAAACAAAAGAAAGAGGUUCUCAUUAUUUCGCUUUCCCAAAGACACUAAAAGAGCUGAAUUAUGGAAAAGAGCAUGCAAUCUUGACAGAUUUGGGGAUUUGAAAGUAGAAGAUCUGUAUAAAACUGCACACAAAGUGUGUGAGGAGCAUUUCGAAGAAAAUAUGUUUUUAGAUAAAGAAAAGACUCGUCUACAGUGUGAUGCAGUUCCAACUAAAAAUUUUCCAAAUAAGUGUGUUAAUAUCCAAAAUAUUGAAGAUGAAAUAAAAAUAGAAGAAGUUCAGUUAGAAAGUUUUGAAGGGCCUGUUAGCCCUGAUGAUCCGCGUUUUUUAGUUGUUGAACCUCCAAAAACUUCAACAAAUUUAAGUGCUGUUAUACCAGAAGUUAAAGCCAAACUUGUAAACAAAGGGCAAAAACCAACAAUUUUAGGAAAACUUACACCAAUACAAUUUAUACCAAAUACAUCAAAAAUAAUUAAUUUAAUACCUAUAAUGGGAAAACCAAACUCAAAAGUUAUAAAUCUUAUGCCAAAUGUUGCAUUAUUAAAUAAUAUUACACCAGUUCAAGUUAAUAAACAAAAAAAUGUUAUGAAUUUUAUCCCAGCCAAAAAUACAGUCAACGUAGCAAGUACAUCAAACAAUAUUAUUAGGCUUGUUGAAGUAAAUAAACCCAGUACAUCCAAUGCAAAUAUUAUUACUCCAUUGGAAGCCAAUAAACCAAGCUCAUCAAAAGCAACCAAUCCUGUACCAGUUAAAAUAAAACCCAAUCUUAAAAGAUCUUCAGACAUUUUAAGAAGUACACUUGAAUCUCACAAUAAAAAAUUCAAAGCUGCUAGUAAUGAUGAUAAAGUGGAAGAUUUUUUAACAACUCUAAAAACUGGAAUAGAUGGAAAUAUUCCUGCAAAAGUUGAUAAUAAUAUUAAAGCAUUCCAACCAUGUGCAGUUCAGGGCUGUUGUGAUCAAUCCAGCCCAAGAUAUGGCUUUCCCAUUGAUAGACCUGAUAGAUUACUUAUGUGGAAGGUUUUGACUGGCAAUUUUGAAUUAAAGGAUAUGUCGUUUAAUACGCACAAAAUAUGUGAAAAACAUUUUGAAAAAGAUAAGAUAAUAAACGGAAUGCUUGUUGAAGAUGCUAAGCCCACAUUAAAUAUGCCAGUUUUAGAUUCCCAAUUUAAUUUCUACGUUUUUGGAGUGGUGGACAAAGAUUGUCACUACAUGCUGUGUCCAAACAAAAAACGCCCGGGCUUGUUUUACUUUCCUUACGCGGCAAAUAGAAUUUUUCAGUGGAGGGUUGCAACAGGCAGGGUGAAAAAUGACGAGAAAACGAAUUUUUCUCAAUGCUUCAUUUGCUCUGACCACUUUCCGCCCGAUUGUUUCUACAAGGACUGCAAAGCCCUGCUAAAAAAAACUGCCACACCAAAGAUAUUCAAGGAGCAUUGGAAAACAACGACCAUGGAAAAUAAUAAAACUAGCCAAAAAAAUGAAGAAGAUGAAACUGAGGGUGAAGAAGGAGAAAGUUGUUCUGUUAUUAAUUGUCCAAUAAAAGGCUCCAAAACGCGAUUUAAAUUUCCGAAGAAUAGAGAAAUUUGGGAAAUUUGGGUAAAGAACGUCCUAAAUUAUCUAUUUGUAACCGAUUAUAGCCAAACAUUAAAACUCAGGGUGUGUGCUUAUCAUUUUGAUUACAAAAUGUUUACAAAUGUCAAUAGAAAAACUAUAAGAAAGGAUGCUUUUCCCAGUGUUAACCUAAUGAAAAAUUCCAUCGUUAAAAUUGUUGAGUAUGAUUUAUAUUCAAUUAAAAACAUGGUUUGCAUCUACAAAAACUGCAAGUCCAAUAAUACUAAAGGUGUAUAUUUUUUUAUGUUUCCCUAUUCUAUGGAAAGGUGGAAAAGUUGGUGUAAGAAGUCUGGUCAAAGCAGCAUUUUUUCACAAAAUCGUCGCAAAUUUCACUUCAACUAUAUGAUUUGCCAUAAACAUUUUGUGGAUGAUGAUUUUUAUAGUAUAUCUAGAAAGUUGUUGAGCAGAAAGGCUGUGCCCAUCCCAUAUAACAUAUCACACACAAUAGGGCAAACAAAGUCAACAUUCAAAAACCACCCAGAUGUAAAAAUAGUUGGCCCCAUCAAAACUAUUGAAAUUAUCGACAGCGAUGAGGAAGCCGAAAGAAGUCGGCCAAUAGUUUUGGAGGUUCACGAGGAAAACGUCGAGCCAGUUGAAGAACCUUAUUGCGUUAUAAGCAGCAAAAGUAUCUCAUUUCCACACCGGGGUAAAUCUUACAAAUACAACCGUGAAUUUCGUAAUGGCGACAAAGAACCGAUAACCUACUACCCGUAUUUGAAAAGAUAUUUACCGGUUCAAUAUAAAAGAGCAGAUUGGAAGGCAAAGUGUAAAUACCACACAGCAAUCGUUAUAGAUGACGAUGAUGAAUUCGAAAGAAAAAUAUUGGGAACCAUGGUGCUUCAGUUGGCCAAGCAGUACAAGAGAAACCAAGUAAAAAAUAACCAGCGAUUGGGCAGAGAAUAUACAAGAAAAAUGCAAACCAUAGCUAGACUUUCACGAUUAUCAGGUAGUACCAUACCUUCUUCCGGUGCUACAACGGAAUGCAUGCCUGUGCCUUCUCUAGUUUCAAUUAGUAAUAUCACUUCUGAGAAAGAAACAAACUAUACCAUCGCCAAACCUACUCAGCUAUCUAGUACAACCACUUCUUCUUUACAAGCUACCAGGCAUAUGCCUUCCUUAAUGUCAAUUAGUACCAAUUCCAAUGCAAACCUUUCUUCUAAUGGUACAAAUAAUACCAUACCUAAGCCUCCCCAAUUACCUAGUAGUACCAAUUCCAGUGGUGAGAACAAUACGAACACUUUGCCAAGUUUACCAGUGAUUGAUCUCUAGUACCGCCAGAGGGCGAAUAAUGUUUCUUUUUAUGUAUACACUGCGCGUCAAAGCUAACGCAUAAUAAAUACUUUUAAAGCCCCUUUAUUUAAAAUAAAAAACUUCCGAAAAAAACUUAUAGGGAAAUUUUUUUUGAAGUAAAUAAAAAAUAUGGUGUAAAGAACCGUAUUUUUGUUAGUAUACCCUGAAAAUGUACAAAUUAAACGAACAGUACUGACGAAUUUGAAGCGCUUCAAAUUCGACAAAAAUGACCACUUUUUAGCAAAAUAAUCAAAAAGGGUUCAUUUUUGCCGACUUUGAAGCGCUGCAUCUUCGUUACUGUUCGUUUAAUUUGUACAAAAUUUUUAGGGUAUACUAACAAAAAUACGGUCUUUAACAGCAUAUUUUUUAUUUAUUAAAAAAAUUUCCUUAAAGUUAUUUUUGAACGUUUUAUUUUUAUUAUUAAGGCUUUAAAAAUAUUUUCUUGAAAAAUCCUCAAACACGUAAACUGAGAUAUAAUUUGAAGUAUUUUUAUACAAAAUUUCAUAAAGAUUGGUAAAGGCAUUUUAGUUAGAAUUUUUUAACUUAUUAUGUGUUAAUUUUGACGCGCAGUGCAGUUCAUUUGUAUGAUUUUGUAUAAUUAUUAUUAAGUCCAAAAUAAACUGGAAAUACUUUAUAAAACGUUUUAUUUCUUGUUCAGGUAACAAAUUAAAUUACACAACAAAAUAUGAGGAAUAUUUACAGAGAGGUAAUAAAAAUUCUGCAAUUAAUUCAAUCACAAUAAUUAUAACAUACAUAAAUUAAAAUUUAAAGCUUAUUUUACAAAUUUUCACCUAUAUAAUAUAUAAGUUAAUUUUUCCUCUUCUUUUUGUCUUUUUCUGGUAACACUCCCAUUUGUUUUUGGUAUUCUUGGAUUAACUUGUCUUGUACUUCCGGCAAACAUGGGAUAUACCGGCUGUAUUCCAUAGUGAAUUCACCUUAAAAUAAAAAUAACGUUAAAACUGAGCUUAAUAUAUAUAUUUUCUUGCAUACCUUUUCCUUGCGUGCUGGACCUUAACUCGCCAGCAUACCCGAACAUUUCAUUAAGGGGCACUUCGGCGUACACGGUAAACCAACCUUCAGUACCUUCACUGCCGGUUACGAUGCCGUGCCUUUUGUUUAGUUGGGCAAUAACUGAUCCCUGAAACUCAUCUGGUGCGGUCACCUCCACCGACAUUAUGGGUUCCAAAAUUUGCCACACACCUUUCUCAAAAACUAC